Vicia faba (fava bean) is the source of this 666-nucleotide messenger RNA. NCBI's taxonomy places the organism in Eukaryota, Viridiplantae, Streptophyta, Magnoliopsida, Fabales, Fabaceae. The record is from the annotation of a GenBank genome assembly.
AUGGAUACUACAAAACAAAAACAUGAAUCAUCUUCUCAACUUGUACUUGAUCUAAGUCUCUCUAGCAAAGAUUCAUGUGACGAUGAAUCAAAGCCGGAACUAAACCUCCUCAAUUGUUUCCAUGAAAAUUUAUUAGAAAGCUCGUCGGAAUCAAGUCAUGAAAAUGAACUUGAUCCAAGAGUUUUCUCAUGCAACUACUGCCAAAGAAAAUUCUACAGCUCGCAAGCUCUAGGAGGACACCAGAAUGCUCAUAAGCGCGAAAGAACUUUGGCGAGAAGAGGCUAUACAACUAGCAUGGCUUCUUCUCUUCCUUCUUACGGCUUAUGUAACAAAUCACUUGGAAUUCAAGUGCAUUCUAUGAUUAACAAACCUUCUUAUCAAACACAAACACCCUUUUUUGGAUUUUGUUCAAAUGGACAGAAUGGUUGGAAAAGACAGAUUUUUGAUUCACAGCCAGCAAUCGGAAAGCCUCCAUCUGGAAACUUUCAUGCGAGGAAUGAAACUGAACCAUCUUUUGGCAGUGGCAUUCAAAGGGUAGCUAUGUUUCCUAAAAGUCUUGUGAAUGAAGAAUUUGGACUUGGAGGAUACUUAUUGGAUAACAGCAUUUCACAUUUGAAGUCUAAACAAGAGAAGUUGCAGAAACUUGACUUAUCCCUUAAGCUCUAA